UAUAUAAAUAUUCCCAAGAUUUGAUUUUGCUUAUCAUUUAUGUGAUUUGUGUUUUGUUUAUGAAGAAACAGAGUGAGCCAACAACAUCUUUUUAAUUUACACAGAGCAAAACCAAAUCUGUGUUUCUUCUUGUCAGUGCUUUCUCUUAAGUGUUCUUGGGUUUUGGUUACAAAUCUAAAGUGAAGCUUUUUAUGUUUCUCUGUGUCACAAAUCUUGAUAAAGUUAGUAACUUUUUGGUGAAAUUCUUUUACUAAAUCUCUUUUAAAGUUUCUUUUGGGGGUUUUGAUUUAGAAUGUUUUCUGAGGGUUUUCUUUCUGAAAUCUUACACUUUCAUAGACAAUCAGAUUUGAUUUCGUUUUCAAUUAUCUAUAAGCUAGUAGUAAUCUUUACUUGAGUUGUUUGAUAAACGAGCUUUAAUGUUCCAGAAUCUAGUACUUGAAAUUGGAUGGCACUCUACUUUGAUUGAUACCAUCUUAAGUCAACUCUCCAUUGAAAGCGAAGCUGCUUCUUCUAUGAUUUCAUUCUUUGGAAAAAGUUGAGUUUGGACAUUACAAGGAGAGGAGUUUGUCUUGUGUCUAUUCAUCUUUAAGAGGCUUAUGCUUGUCUGGUCCAUGAAGAAGAAUAACUAAGCACACUAGCACAGUCUCUGAGGACUUGUAGAUUUGGUAGGAUCUGUUAGAUGUUAAGAUUGAAAGAAUAGAAAGAAAAAAAGAAGGAAUUUUUAGACAUGGAAGAUGAUGGUGGUGGCGAUGGGGGAGAAGGAAAUGGUGGGUUUUCACCUAAUUCUAGCUUUGGGGCAUUCCCUGACGCGGCCAUGGAUUUGGAUUUUAUGGAUGAGCUCUUGUUUGAUGGAUGUUGGCUACAGACAACAGAUAGUAAGAACUUGAACCAGGCUGAACAAUCUGGUUCAGCUUCUACCGCCAUGAAUGACAAUAGCACUUUCCUCUGCUUUGGUGAGAACCCAUCUCAAGAUAAUGAAGAAACAGAGAACAACGAAUCAAUGAAUCAAGAAUCUUUUAACCAGGCUGAAAAGUUUCUGCUCGAAGAAGCUGAGUUGGGAAAAGGUUGGUGGAUUGCUCCAAGAGCAAGUGAAGGCCCUUCUUCAUCUGUGAAGGAGAGACUAUUACAAGCUAUUAGCGGUCUUAAUGAGACGGUGCAAGAUAAGGACUUCCUGGUACAGAUAUGGGUGCCAGUUCAGCAGGAAGGGAAGAGCUUUCUGACCACUUGGGCUCAGCCACAUUUAUUCAACCAAGAAUACUCCAGCCUUGCUGAAUACAGACAUGUUUCAGAGACUUAUAAUUUCCCGGCUGAUGAGGGUAUGAACGAUUAUGUGGGUCUUCCCGGUCGUGUUUUCUUGCAGAAGUUGCCUGAGUGGACUCCUGAUGUGCGUUUCUUUAGAAGAGAUGAAUAUCCACGCAUUAAAGAAGCCCGCAAGUGUGAUGUUCGUGGGUCACUUGCCCUUCCUGUGUUCGAAAGAGGGAGUGGGAUUUGUUUGGGUGUUGUUGAGAUCGUCACAACAACUCAGAAGAUGAAUUACCGUCAAGAACUUGAAAAGAUGUGUAAAGCUCUUGAGGCUGUUGAUCUAAGGAGUUCAAGUAACUUGAACACUCCAAGCUCUGAGUUUCUGCAGGUCUAUAGUGAUUUCUACUGUGCUGCAUUACCUGAAAUAAAAGAUUUCUUGGCCACAGUCUGCAGAUCAUAUGAUUUGCCUCUAGCUUUGUCAUGGGCCCCGUGUGCACCGCAAGGGAAACGUGGUUCACGACAUUCUGAUGAGAACUUCUCUCAAUGUGUUUCAACAACCGAUUCUGCUUGCUCUGUCCCAGAUGAACAAAGCAAAAGUUUUUGGGAGGCAUGCUCUGAACACCAUCUGCUCCAGGGGGAAGGCAUUGUUGGGAAAGCAUUCAAGGCCACCAAGCUGUUUUUUGUGCCAGAAGUGACCACAUUUAGCAAGACUAACUACCCUCUUGCGCAUCACGCCAAGAUAUCUGGACUACAUGCUGCUUUAGCAGUCCCAUUAAAGAGCAAAUCUGGCUUAGUUGAGUUUGUGUUGGAAUUUUUCUUUCCAAAAGCCUGCCUCAACACUGAAGCGCAACAGGAGAUGCUCAGGUCACUAUCUGUGACGCUGCAGCAAGAUUUCAGGAGUUCAAAUCUUGUCAUUGACAAAGAUCUAGAGUUAGAAGUCGUAUUGCCUGUUAGAGAGACAAUGCUCUUCUCAGAAAACCCGGUAAGUGGAGCAGAAACCGCAGAGACUCUGACAGGAAUUCAAAUGCAAGAAUCCUCAUGGAUAUCCCACAUGAUAAAGGCAAACGAGAAGGGUAAAGAUGUAUCACUCUCCUGGGAGUACCAGAAAGAAGAUCCCAAAGAGCUCUCAUCUGGCCGGGAGAACCAUCAGCUUGAUCCGAGCCCCAAUAAUGUUCCUUUAGAAGCUGAGCAAUUUCAGCAGGCAUCAACAUCAGGACUCAGAGUCGACAGCGGUCCAAGUACUGAAACACCUUCGACUGGUGGGAAAAAUAUGUUAGGCAGUAGGAGACCUGGAGAAAGUAGGAGAUCUGGAGAAAAGAGAAGAACAAAAACAGAAAAGACCAUUGGCUUGGAGGUUCUUCGACAACACUUUGCUGGAAGCCUCAAGGAUGCAGCCAAGAGCAUUGGUGUUUGUCCAACUACCUUGAAAAGGAUAUGCAGGCAGCACGGAAUAAUGCGAUGGCCCUCCCGGAAAAUCAAGAAGGUAGGGCAUUCGUUGAAGAAACUCCAACUUGUUAUGGACUCUGUUCAAGGUGCGCAGGGCACUAUCCAACUUGAUUCAUUCUAUACAAGCUUCCCAGAGUUGAACUCCCCAAAUAUGUCCAGUAAUGGCCCUUCCUUGAAGAGUAAUGAACAGUCAAGUCAUUUGAAUGCUCAAACUGAAAACGGUAUUAUGGCUGAGGAAAACACAGCACCAAGGUCACCAUCAUCUCCUUGCACCAAGAGCUCUGGUUCAAGCAACAAUAAUGAGAACACUGCAAACAUUCUAGUUUCUGAGGAUGCUGAUGCGGCCUUAAAUAGAGCUCAUAGCGAAGUGGAACUGCAUCAAGUGAAUCAGGAGGAAACAGAUUGUCCUGGAAGAACUCAGAGCCAUAAAACAUUAAAGGAGCCUCGUGUUCUUGAAAAUUCACCUUCAUUACCGGGUAGUAGCAACAAGAGCUUAAGAGCUGGAGGUGCCAUCAAAGUGAAAGCGACAUUUGGUGAGGCUAGAAUACGGUUUACCUUGCUCCCGAGUUGCGGCUUCAGAGAGCUGCAGCAAGAGAUUGCUCGGCGUUUCAACGUAGAUGACGUUUCCUGGUUUGAUCUUAAGUACCUGGAUGAUGAUAAGGAGUGGGUUCUACUGACAUGUGAAGCGGAUCUCGACGAAUGUAUCGACAUAUAUAGAUUAACGCAGACCCAAACAAUUAAAAUAAGUCUGAACGAAGCUUCUCAAGUCAAGUUGGGUGGUUCUUUUGGUAGCGCUGGUCCUUCCUGAUGAACAAUCGAAGAAGGUUGAAACUGCAAAGCACCAGAAAGACUCUAUUGAUUUUUUAGCUUUUGUAGAAAUCUCACUUACCUUUUCAGCCUGGGAAUCUUGUGUAAACAUAUAUCCAGUGCCCUGAAUACCAUUUUGGAAGUGGCAAUAGUAACUGGUCUCUUCUAUCGCCCUAGCAGAUGUCUGUACAAAAGGCGAUACAUUCCUGAAACUUGUAUCUUAUGCCUGUACAAUCAUUUUUUAUCCAGUUACGUAAGCUUUGCAAGACUGCAACUACGGUGAUUGAAAUAUUCUGUCUUCACUUA
This is a messenger RNA of Camelina sativa (false flax), 3801 nucleotides long. The record is from RefSeq and is a predicted model, not a curated record. Lineage: Eukaryota; Viridiplantae; Streptophyta; Magnoliopsida; Brassicales; Brassicaceae.